Molecule: messenger RNA, 3528 nt
Organism: Wasmannia auropunctata (little fire ant)
Lineage: Eukaryota; Metazoa; Arthropoda; Insecta; Hymenoptera; Formicidae
Gene: Hcs
Product: biotin--protein ligase
Exons: 19
Coding region: 588-3449 (953 amino acids)
Biological process (GO): protein modification process
Cellular component (GO): cytoplasm
Molecular function (GO): biotin--[biotin carboxyl-carrier protein] ligase activity
Source: RefSeq, a predicted model, not a curated record
AUGCGUGGCAUUGUCCGCAUUGUAUCUCUUUCUUCCUCUGGGUGGCUCUGGACCCUACAUUCGGAGCAAUCCGGAGUGAACGUGCGGCCAAUCGUACGGUGCACAAGUGCUUAAACACACCCGGUAGAUUUCGUCAAAAUCGUGCAAAAAAUUUUGUAAUGAUGUAAUACUCGGAGCGGAAGCGGAACCCGGCCGAAUCGUCAAACCAUACAUUGUGACUAUUACAUCUUGGCGGGCGAUCGCAGGGGGGUGAUUUGUCCAGUCCGGCCGGUCUGGCGGUUUUUGGCUACCUUUAGGAAUGCCACUGUAACUGCAUAUCGAUAUUUUCAAGUAGUACGUCCUACCGCUUCUGCGCUUCACUUUAAUCCCCUCGUAUUCUCGGUAAGCGAACACUUGGAGGCGAAAAGGAAUCAGAAUUAUGAUUGGAGACCACUUACUUUCCCUUUGUACGAUCUUAUCUCAAGAAGUAUAUUUUCAUUAUGGAACAAUUUGAGAUAAAACUUUCCCCAGAUUUAAAGUGGCAGAAAUUCCUGUUCGUAAAAUAGCAAGUAUUUUAAACAAUUAUUGGCUAUUUUUAUGAAAAAAAUAUGCUGUUAACAUUUCUUUACAUGAUAGCCACCAUUAUGCAAGCACGGAGGAUAUCACUUUUAAAAGCACACUUAAAAGCUAUCUUUAAGGGAGACAAGACUCAUCCUUCUAUUGUGCUUAGGAUUAAGAUACCGCAACAUCUAAAAGAUUUCGAUACGGGAUACACGGAUAAACGUUUUUUGGCGAUAAGUUCUCACUUAUGUAUUAAUAAGCACCUAGCGAAAAUUGAUGACCUAGUAUGGUAUCAAGAAGAUGCGAUAUUAUAUACUAUAUACCCUCAACAAAAAGUUUUUGUAUUCGACUGGUUGAGCUGUCCAGACAGAAAGUUUCCCCUGUAUACAAAUAAUUGCUAUCAGAUUUCAAGCAAGUCUGAUCUCAAGAUGCAUAUUCUCGUCGAUCUUGAUAUUGAAACUUAUACACCUUGGGCCUCAACAAUCUCUGCAAAGAUUGAGGACUAUGGUCUAAUCGUGGCGUGGACGUCAACAUUUUCAAGCAUAAGCUUUAUUUUAGAAACAGAUAUAGAACAUGUUACGAGCUUAAUAACUGGGCUCCUGCAAGGACAAUAUCGCGUUAAUUAUGGCUUAUGUGUAUCACGUGUUCAAACUGUUUUGAUAGAGGGAAAGCCAUAUAUUUACGAUGACACCAGGUGUCUCGAGCCACCGUCAGACAUGAGACUUUUUCAGGCAAUGUGCGAAGAGACUCAACUGACUUCCAGCAAAUGUAAGUUUGCAAAGUUUGUUAAAGUACGUGGUAUGAGUGUACGGUUACCCGACGUGGAUCCCUCCGAGAUGGACGAAAAAAAUGUUAAAUCUAACUCCGCGCCAGCAACAUGUAGUUCGUCACCGACUAAGCAUGUAAAAUUUAUAAAAUAUCCACAAAGCUUAAAAACAAUACCAAGAGAUGAUAUGGGCGAUGACACCUUUGGAGGAUACAAUAAACAUGAUUCACCUAAAAUGUAUUUACCUGACGUCACAAAGAAGGAAGACAAUUCGAGUGAAGAAUCGAAAAAUACUGAUCAAAGCAAGUCAAUUAGACAAACCACUUCCAAAAAUUCUGAAUUGGAAUUAAAAGAAAAGCCUAGUAAGGUGGUUAAACCACCAAAUAUACUCGUCUGUGCAGAUACUCGAGGCGCGACCGACAAUUUACAGAAUUUGUUAUCAAAAGUGCUGGCGCCAGAUAGAUAUGAUAUCCGUGUAUUUUAUAAAGAGGACUAUGAUGAUACUUGCAAAGUUUGGAUAGAUCAGGUUUCUUUAGUUGUUCUUAGUGGUAACGUUCGUGCAGAGCUCGGUGCCCAGCUCGUAGAGUAUAUUAUACAUGGAGGUAAACUCCUAGCGUUAUGCUCCGACAUGCUGCAUAUUUUGCUACCAACGUUCCAGACUGCGGAAGUGCGUGAAAAUGAACUUGUCCAAUUUUCGUACGGUAAAUGGAAACAAGUGCGUAUGAUGCAUCACAUCUUUUGCUACCAUGCGUCUCCUGUGCGAACUCGUUUUUCUCAAGAUCAGGAAGAUACAAGGACGCCUCCAUUGAAUCCUCCGACGUCAACUAGUGUUAAGGAUAAAAGGGGAAAUUUACAUUCGUUUGAUGUGAAAGUAUUGGGCAAAGAAGAAACGUGGCACAGUCCGAGCAUAUUGCUUGCAACUCUGCCUAGUAGCGGUGGUAAAGUGGUGUUUUCCCAAAUCCACUUGGAGGUAGAUCCAACGCAGUAUGAGUACGAGGGGGAUAAAUUCAACGAGUUGAAAAAGAGUAAUGUUGCACGUUUGGAGAUAAUCAGCGAUCUGUUGAGCACACAUUUAGGACUAGAGAUAAAUCGUGAUACAAGUCGAGUAUCAGAUAAAGCAUCUGUGCAGUACACGCCAGGUUACUUUUUAGGCAAAUUUGAGAUGAAGAUGAAGAUGUUUGAAAAAUUGAAGGAUAAAAUGAAUGAAAAGAACACAUUAACCGUGUCAACAGAUAUGCAAAUUCAAUUUUGUGCAAAUAACGAAAAUGUGUGCUCACCAUCUGCUAAUCUUCUCCCUAUUAUGAUGCAUAUGUGCCCGCCUAAUUUCUCGACUGUAGAUUAUUUUGAGAAUCUCUCUACAAAGGAAUUGGGCCGUUUAGUGAUAUACACGGAUGUCUUAACAUCCUCUAUGAAUGUGAUUAAUAACACCCAAUUAGAACACGGACUGACUGUCAUUCCACGGCAGCAAACAUCCGGACGAGGGCGAUACAAUAAUAACUGGCUCAGUCCAAUAGGCUGUGCGAUGUUUACUUUACAAGUACAUAUUCCUGUAAAAUCGAAUCUCGGUCCUUAUAUCUCGCUUCUUCAACAUAUUGCUGCUGUAGCACUUGUAUCAGCUGUAAGGUCUAUUAAAGGAUAUGAGGAUAUUGAUCUCAGAAUAAAAUGGCCUAAUGACAUAUACAUUGGGAAUUCAAUCAAGAUUGCCGGUAUAAUCGUUUCAACGCGAUUGCAGGAAGCAAUAAUAAUUGGCAAUAUCGGUGCUGGUGUAAAUCUUUCCAAUAGUAAACCCACAAGUUGCAUUAAUGAUGUAAUUCUGCAAUAUAAUCAAAAACACGGUACAAAGUUGAAGACGUUGUCUCAUGAAAAGUACUUAGCAUUGGUAUUCAAUGAAAUGGAAACUUUAUUAGAUAUUCUACAGAACGGCAACACAGAGCACUUCUACCAACUCUAUUAUAAAUAUUGGUUGCACACGAAUGCAAAUGUGACGGUAACGUGGACAAAUGGAAGAAGAGAAAAUGUUACGAUAAUAGGUAUCGAUGAGUACGGAUAUUUAUUGGUGAAAGGAAAAAAGGAAAAGUUAUUUUCUGUACAUUCAGAUGGAAAUAGUUUCGAUCUUUUCAAUGGGCUAAUAGUACCAAAAUAAAGAAUUGUAUAUUCGUUAAUUGUUGUCGGGAAUUAUAUCUACAUGUUGAAACGUGAAUAAUAAAUAUGUGUACAUAUAA